UAAGAAGAAGAAAACCAAAUUAAACGAAAACAUUAGAUAGGAAGAAACCAAUUAAAACACCGUCCAAAAAACUUCAUUUCUUCCCGUUGAUUUCACCCUCACCGGAGAUCCUUUCAAAUGAGUCAGUCUCUCCCACACCCUCACCCCGAUCCAUCCAAUCCCCCUCCUCCGAAACCGUCACACUCCGAUCAUACCGAUCCAGAUACCAACCAUCGUUCCGGUGAUUAUUCUCCCUACCCCAAGCUUGAUCCUAGCGACGUUGCUCCCCCGCCGCUGCCCGAGAACUGGACCACCGUCCCCAUGGGCUCCCAACCCCAAAAUCCACCUCCGCCUCCACCUCAAACUCAGCCAAACAGCGAGGCUCGUGCUCCCAUCUCCGAGGGAAAUGCCACCACUCUGCCGACUGAAGCUAAUCCCUAUGUUUCUGCAGCUCCGGCUCCUGGAAAUCCUUCUUCCUCCAAGCAUACAAUGGAUUCCGUGAAGGUGAUGCUUGGAAGAUGGGGAAAGAGAGCGGUUGAGGCAACCAAGAAGGCUGAGGAUCUUGCUGGGAAUAUGUGGCAACACUUGAAAACAGGGCCUAGCUUUGCUGAUGCUGCUGUGGGAAGAAUUGCUCAGGGGACGAAAGUUCUCGCCGAAGGUGGUUAUGAGAAAAUCUUCCGACAGACUUUUGAGAAUACACCUGAAGAGAAACUUCAGAAGGCAUAUGCAUGUUACUUGUCCACAUCAGCUGGUCCAGUGAUGGGAACUUUGUACAUAUCAACGGCUAAACUUGCCUUUUGUAGUGACAAUCCUCUUUCAUACAAAGUGGGUGAGGAGACUCAAUGGAGCCUGUACAAGGUGGUGAUCCCACUACAUCACCUAAAAUCAGUCAACCCAUCAACAAGCAAAGCCAAACCAGCUGAAAAGUUCAUACAGGUUAUCUCCAUUGACAAUCAUGAGUUCUGGUUUAUGGGGUUCGUAUCUUAUGAUAGUGCAGUGAAAACUCUUCAAGAAGCCCUACAUCCCAACAAUCCAUUGUCUGCGUGAAAUCUUAGGAAGGCUGCCAUUCUCCAUCUUGCCGCCACGGUGAGCAUUGAAGUAAAACUCAGAUUUUGAUGUUAUACAAAAGUAUUGUAGAAAUACAAAUGGUGAAAAACUAUCCUUUUAUUUCUUUGGGUAAUUCUAUUGUAGUUUUGGUAGUAUUGUUGUCCUUGUGGACUUCAUAAUUCAUAUUUGAAUUCUACUGUGUAUGGAUUGAUUAAAACAGAGCAGAGUGAAACAUUGGAAAUUGUUUGAACUUUUGUAGAUGCCAUCUGUAAUUUUGUUGAUUGAAACGUAAAUAGUAUUCAUGAUUGUAUUA
This is a messenger RNA of Cucumis sativus (cucumber), 1339 nucleotides long. Its product is annotated as GEM-like protein 1. The coding region runs from base 118 to 1026 and encodes 302 amino acids. NCBI's taxonomy places the organism in Eukaryota, Viridiplantae, Streptophyta, Magnoliopsida, Cucurbitales, Cucurbitaceae. The transcript has 4 exons. The record is from RefSeq and is a predicted model, not a curated record.